AUGUACCAGUUCUAUCCUACACAUUAGGGACAAUUUACAGAAGUCAAUUAACCUACAAACUUUUACGUCUUUGAAAUGUGGGAGGAAACCGGAGCACCCAGAGAAAACCCACGCAGUCACAGGGAGAACGUGCAAACUCUGUACAAACAGCACCCGCAGUCAGGAUCGAACCCGGGUCUCUGGCGUUGGGAGGCAGCAACUCCACCGCUGCGCAAUAGUGUCGCCCCUACAUCUGCGCCAGUGUGCCGCCUCAAAAUCUGGCCCAUCUCUUGUUGGGCUUGUAAGGUGAUAAUUGAAUGGUUCACUAGAGUGCAUGCUAAGAACUCAGCACCAUUUGCAAUUUCUGCACCGUCAAAUAGCUUUGUCGCCAUAAUCGCCCUGCCUAGCUGCGUCCGCACAUUGGGUAACUGCCGCUUUUGCAACCAUCCCAUUUAUCGGAAUGCAUCGUUAGAUGAUUUGAAAAGAAAUACUUCCUGAAAUUGACGAUAAAAAUCUAAAAUUCGCAACAUCACCCGCAACUUCCCCUUCGCUUCAUUUCCUUCUGCCUAUUUCCCCAAAGGAACCAACAUUAUUGGACUUAUUCGCGCUCAAGCUAACCCUGUUUGUGGCAGAAACAAACGGAAUUUGUGUGCAACAAGGAUGAAGACUUUGGCGAUUAUUGUGUUCCUCCUCCACGUGGAGUGGAGCCUGGGGACAAAAUGCGAUGGGACGUUGAUCAGCAGGGAAGGAAUCGCCAACAACUGUGCGCUCCAUUGCCUAGACUGGGCUAAGUUGCGGUGGGAAGGCCAGACCUCCUUGUCACUGGAAGGCCAGACCUCCUUGUCACUGGAAGGCUGUGGGAUAUCGCGCAUGAUUAACAUCAACAUCAGCAACGAGCUGAAGGAACUGAAUCUCAAGCACAACAAACUAACGGACCUUCCACCAAAAUUCCUCAAAAACUUUCCAAAAUUAAAGAAACUGAAUUUAAUUGGGAACCCCUUAGCGACCAUCCCGCUCAACCUGAUCAAGACAAUAAAUGUGGACUUUACCUGCUCUUGCCAGAUCUUGAAAGAUGUGAAUCGCAACUUUGUUGAGGCAGGGAACUUCUCCCAGGAUUUCCUGAACAAUAUAACAUGCACCGGGUCAAAUUAUACUAAGUUGCCGGCUAUGGCCAAUUUCUAUAACGUCGAGUGUCCGAACUUAUUGCUGGUCUACAUCCUUGUUCCAGUCUUGUGUGUUGUCGCCAUCGCGGUUGUUGUCGCUGUCCUUGUGCUGGUGAAAUAUCGCUCGAAACUCGGCUCGUACUUCUCACCCACUCCGAGCAAGCGGCAGUCAGUCAAUUCAGCCGACCAAGGGCAUCAGAGGUACGCCAGCACCGGGGACUGGAAGGAUCAAGCGGCAGUGUCACCGGGGCCUCACGCCAACUAUGAGAACGUCUUUAUGGGUGAACCACACAACGCAAGGAAGCAGCCGGCCACUGAUGACACUUACUAUCUGGAGAAUGAUGCAACCUGUGAAAUUUACCAAAACGAGCAGCCAGUCUACUGUAACUACAGUGGGCCAGCGCCUACAGCAGAGGACGACAUAUAUAUAAUUGCCGACCAAUAAAUGCAUCGUCGGGGUCCCCCUUCAGAUGUUGCAAGAUUUCCACGUCUACAUUCUAUUCCAUUUCCCUUUCACAACGGUCUUGAAAACGCCUCACUUUCAAGAACCAGCUCAGACGUCAAGCCCAGUGCCGGAUUUACGUAUAAGCUAAACAAGCUAUAGCUUAGGGCCCCCACUUUCUAGGGGGCCCCCCGAAAAAAUUGAUGGGCCUCGAGGUCUAGGGGGGCCUCCGGCCAAGGCAGAACAUCUACCGUUCAACUCUGGGCGGCCCCCCUCUCUAUCUCUCUCUCUCUCUCCAUCUCCCCCCGCUAUCCGUGUCCGGGCCGCCGGGCUCCGCUCGCUCCUCAUCCGCCGGCACGGCAGGCCGCCUUGCACAUGCGCACAACCACGGCCAGCACAUCAUCGGCCGCCCUGCGCAUGCGCACUGCAACGGCAACUGGUCGGCGCUGGGCACUUUCUCCCUCGCUUUGAAUUGUGGGAGAUUUGGCCGCCAUGGCUGUCCGGUCGUUGGGGGCCUCACAAGUGGAACAGCUUAGGGCCUCUCUUCAUCCAAAUCCGGCACUGGUCAAGCACCAUCCAACCUGAACAUGUGGAACCCGAUUAUGAAUAUCCAGGACCCGACCCUAACAACAAAAGCAUCCGUAUCCGCAGCGGGGUUCAGUUAGAAUGUGUGGAAUUCAACCUCAACACAUGGAACUCUUUCAAAAUAUCUGGACUUCAGCAAAACAAAAACAAAAAAUCAGGAAGCCCACAAAAUAACAGAAGUUCAUCUGAGAAAAAACACGCAAGGAACUGCAGAAGUGUUUAAAGAAAGAACUGCAGAUGCUGGAAAAAUUGAAGGUAAAAUACUGGAGAAGCUCAGCGGGUGAGACAGCAUCUAAGAAGGAAUAGGUGACGUUUCGGGUCGAGACCCUUCUUCAGA
Messenger RNA from Leucoraja erinaceus (little skate), 2506 nucleotides. RefSeq lists its product as uncharacterized. The coding region runs from base 640 to 1587 and encodes 315 amino acids. Lineage: Eukaryota; Metazoa; Chordata; Chondrichthyes; Rajiformes; Rajidae. Gene Ontology annotation, molecular function: protein binding. The transcript is spliced from 3 exons. The record is from RefSeq and is a predicted model, not a curated record.